GACAUUCCCAGCAGUGCAAAUCCAAAGAGUAUCAAGACAAGAUUCUUCUAAUUAAUACCCAGCUGGCACCUUUGAGUUGUUCAGUGUUGGGGUGAGAUGAGCAAGAACAAAGGAUGGCAGCAGAGAACAAGAGUUGAAGCAUGAGCUCAGACACCAGCCAAGCUGUGGUCACUACUCCUCCCCUUCCCAGCAUGCCACACAAAGAGAGAUACUUUGACCGAAUCAAUGAAAGUGAUCCAGAAUAUCUUCGAGAAAGGAAUAUGUCUCCUGAUUUACGACAAGACUUCAAUAUGAUGGAGCAGAGGAAGCGAGUUACUCAGAUCCUGCAGAGCCCUGCCUUUCGGGAAGACCUGGAAUGCCUCAUUCAAGAACAGAUGAAGAAAGGCCACAACCCAACUGGUUUACUAGCCUUACAACAGAUUGCAGAUUACAUCAUGGCCAACUCUUUCUCAGGCUUUUCUUCACCUCCCCUGA
Cricetulus griseus (Chinese hamster) is the source of this 474-nucleotide messenger RNA. Lineage: Eukaryota; Metazoa; Chordata; Mammalia; Rodentia; Cricetidae. The record is from RefSeq and is a predicted model, not a curated record.